AAGUGAGGCGCAACCACCCAUGGACGUUUCGACUCUGUUCUGUUGCACUUUAUUCGCAAUUUAAAGCGCUUAGCCGCACAUUUUGGUCGUCGACUACCAUGUGGGACCAUGAGAUCCGAGCCAUGGUGAGCACCCACGCCACCAUCGCCCUCUCGGUGCUCGUGGCCACCGUCGUGCCCGCGGCUCUCGUCCCGGGCUUCUCUGUCUACGGCACCCACCUGCUGUGGAUAUACUCGGUGUCCGGCGCCGUGGCCGCGGUCAGCGUCGCCUUCUUCUGGCUCCUCGGCAUCUCGCCGCCGACCAGGAAGCACACGCUGGGAUACAAGCUGUCCAGGUUGAUUCGUUCCUGCUUGUACUUCUUCCUGUCCUGCUUGUUCUUCCACACUGUGAUAGUUCUCUACGGAGCUCCGCUGAUCGACUCGGCUCUGGAAACCUUCUCUCUGGCCGUGCUGCUGUCCUCGCUCACCACGCUCCGGUGUCUCUGCAUGCUCGGCCCCAACUUCCAGGCUUGGAUCCGGGUCUUCAGUCGUCACGGAGCAAUGUCCGUGUGGGACACUUGCCUCCAGAUCACGGUGGCCUUGACGGUGCUGGGCGCGUGGGUGGGAGCCUUCGCGAUACCUCUGGACUGGGGCAAGCCGUGGCAGGUUUGGCCUAUAUCCUGCAGCUUGGGCGCCAUGUUGGGCUACCUGUCAGGGCUGGUUGCAGCACCGGCGUGGAUUCGCUACCAUCGCAAGCAGCUCACCUACAAGUGUAAAUGACGGACCAGCCUAAUUUUCCACGCGCCGCUGCUGUAUUCCUUCCACCGUUCCCCGCUAUUUAUCCGGAUUUCUGACACAAGGAUGUCACCAGUUGUCAUAUGAGCCACUUUAUUUUGUACUGUCACUUUUACAUGAAUAAAAAGCCUUGCGUUA
Molecule: messenger RNA, 911 nt
Organism: Phycodurus eques (leafy seadragon)
Lineage: Eukaryota; Metazoa; Chordata; Actinopteri; Syngnathiformes; Syngnathidae
Gene: pigf
Product: phosphatidylinositol glycan anchor biosynthesis, class F
Exons: 5
Coding region: 99-758 (219 amino acids)
Biological process (GO): GPI anchor biosynthetic process
Cellular component (GO): endoplasmic reticulum membrane
Source: RefSeq, a predicted model, not a curated record